Molecule: messenger RNA, 720 nt
Organism: Dichotomopilus funicola
Lineage: Eukaryota; Fungi; Ascomycota; Sordariomycetes; Sordariales; Chaetomiaceae
Product: HotDog domain-containing protein
Exons: 2
Coding region: 1-720 (239 amino acids)
Source: RefSeq, a predicted model, not a curated record
AUGGGAUCACCAACCAGUCCUCAUCAAAAGCCUCGCCAACCCACCACUUCCCCAGCGCCGGGUCCCACCAACAUACCAACUGCAACCACCUCUGCAAAGGACGGCGCCCCUCCCCAGCGCAGCGAACAUAACCAAUACAUCCCCAACCCACUCGCCCAUUUCAGCGCCAUCCCAUGGGCAGCUCGUCUACUCCGCGACCCAGCCGUCUCCAACAUCGUAGUCUCGGAACGCCAGCCCCUCGCGUCAGGGGACAAACGGCUUGUCCGCGAGACGCUCAACGGGGCAACGACGGUGCGGGCCUGCGUCACGUUUGUGAUGCACCUCCCGACAACCGCGGAGGAGGAGGUAGCCGGCCGACCACCGCUUUCGAAGAGUAAAGCGCUGCUGAGAGGGGGCGGUCCCAAGGAUGGGGAGGAUCCGGCACGGCCGUUUUUGCUGUUCAAUGCGCUGCUGGAUUUGGGGGAGGAUCUGUGUGGGUACCGGGGUACUUUGCAUGGCGGGGCUUUUGCGGUGUUGUUGGAUGAGACGAUGUGUGCGGCGGCGGAUAAUCAGAGCCAAUUCGCGUUCACGGCAAGCUUGAAGGUCGACUUCAAGAAGCCGGUCAAGCUCCCCGGCGUGGUGCUUGUUCGGUCGAGGGUUGUCAAAAAGGAAGGGCGCAAGAUAUACGUGAGGGGGACAAUUGAGAAUGAAGCUGGUGAGUGUGGAAUACACCGAGUGUAA